UGCGUUGUGAUGUGAUUGUUUUAAUUAAGUAAAUACUACGUAUUGAUUGACAUUUUUGAAUGAAGUUCGGUAAUGUUUUAACACAAGUUAAUUAAAGAUGGCCGAUGUUCAUCUGACUACGACUACUAGCAGUUUUGGACACACAGUAAUUGACCAAAUAGGAGCAGACAACAGCACUGGACUGUCCAAUGCAACAGAAAGUGAAUUACUAGACCAACUAAAUGACGAACUAAAAAGGGCAUUAACACCUGUUUCAGUUUUUGUUGGAAUUGAAGCUGUUGUGGGAUUUUUUGGAAAUUUAUUUGUCUUGUACGUGUUCAUCAAACGUUACCAUGACUGUAACUUCCGGUACUUCGUGCUGUGCUUGGCUUUUCUAGACUUUAUCAGCACGCUGACCACAAUGCCUGGGGAGAUUCUCACGCAGCAAUUCUGGUACAAGUACCCAUUUCCCAUCGUAUGCAAGAUAAAGUCCUUUUUCAAUGUGUUCACGGUAUCAGGGGAGGCAUUUUGUCUAUGCAUCAUUGCUGUCGACCGCUACCGGAAGGUCUGUGCGCCAUUUAGAUGGCAGAUCAAGCCACGCCAGGCGCUUAUCAUGUGCGGCGUCAUCUACGGCGCGGCGUUCAUACUUUCACUACCAGUCGCGUUUCUCUGGGGAAUCCACCAUGACGUAAAAAUAUACAAUGGAAGAAACGUGACGGUCACAAUUUGUGAAAAGGAUGCUAAAUAUGCAGACAGUAAACAUCCGUUUGAAUACGCUUCAUCAGUGGAGGGUAUAAGUGGAAUAUGUCUUACAAUCAUGUUCGUUCUUUAUAUACUGGUAGCAAAAAAACUCAUCUUAGGUCGCUCUUUGGCUGCUCAAAAGCGCCAAAACGCGAAGGUGCCUAUAGUCAGCAUAUCAGCAGUUUCACAUAACAAAAUAAAACAACAUCUCGAGAUCAGCGAUGGAAGUACUGCUUCUAGUUCUGACGUCAAGACCGGGAAUGGACUAGCUUACAAAGAGACUGCAAUGAGGUAUAUGGAUGACGAAAGUGAACCGGUUGACAUCAAUGAUGUUUGUUUUUCGGACGCCGAAACUACAUGCGAUGAUGGGUCGUCAGAGGACCGUCACAAAAAACGGGUACGGCGUCGACAUCGAGAAAUAGCUGGUCGCAUUCGCCAGAAAACGUACAUUAUGUUCGUUCUGACAAUCAUAUUCAUGGUCACAACAAUUAUGUAUAUGACAUUAUUAGCGUUAAUAUCAGAAGGAAUCUUGAAUCGUUUGAAUGACAAUGAGAAGGCCGUGUAUUUCUUCUUCUUCAGACUUGUGUUCAUAAAUCAUGCUAUCAACCCUUUUGUGUACGGUUUUCUCGACCCUCAGUUUAAACAAGUAUUAGUGGAUAUUAAAAAUCUGCUAGGAAAGUAAGCAAAAAGUGAUUAAACUUGAUGUAUGUUAUUUUCUCCAACGACAGCUGUAUUCUGCAAAUAAAAUUCACCACACAUACGCAUACUCAUGUUUAGCAUAUAGAAACUUACAAUUGUGUAUGUUAAAACAGAGCGCGCGAAAGACAUACGAUACCCUAACAUGUAUGUCUUAGAAAGUGAGUUCUUUCUCCAGGAACCGAAACAUUUGGUCCCUUAUUAUUCUUCAUAUAUUUGUGUUGCUCAUAUGAGCAUUUAGUGAUGCAUUUUGGUAUACCUAAUGAAUACUUUUUACCAUAUCAAAAUGAAAUGUUUCGUUGGACAAUGGGCGAUGGCUGAGGGAGGGGGAGCCAUCGACAACUAACCCCCUCUCCCAAAACGAAUACCUAUUUAUGUCGCACGCCAGUUUGAACGUCUCUUGUAUUGCGAUCGACGUUCAUAAUUAUCUUGUCUUUUCUGUGCGUAUAUGUCACAAUGUAAAACUGUUUUUUU
Messenger RNA from Mya arenaria, 1890 nucleotides. Its product is annotated as D(1) dopamine receptor-like. The record is from RefSeq and is a predicted model, not a curated record. Gene Ontology annotation, biological process: neuropeptide signaling pathway. Gene Ontology annotation, cellular component: membrane. Lineage: Eukaryota; Metazoa; Mollusca; Bivalvia; Myida; Myidae. The transcript has a single exon. Gene Ontology annotation, molecular function: neuropeptide receptor activity. The coding region runs from base 98 to 1402 and encodes 434 amino acids.